Zerene cesonia (dogface butterfly) is the source of this 865-nucleotide messenger RNA. It is a transcript of the gene p27K, whose product is annotated as 27 kDa hemolymph protein-like. NCBI's taxonomy places the organism in Eukaryota, Metazoa, Arthropoda, Insecta, Lepidoptera, Pieridae. Bases 96 to 782 code for a protein of 228 amino acids. The transcript has 7 exons. The record is from RefSeq and is a predicted model, not a curated record.
CGCUUAUUGAGUCAAGCAUCGCUCUUAAUAUAUAUAUUGUGUUGAUCCGAAUGUAACUUCAGUCAUCACGCAACUUGGGUUCUGAACACUUCAUCAUGCUUUUCAAAGUAUUCUUGGUGGCCUUUAUGGCAGUGGGAGUCUUAGGUGAGUUUAAGCUGAACGACGACGCGCGUCAGAAAAUUAAGGAUACCAUAAAGAAUACUUGCACCGAAAACGGGGCGGCCGAUAAAAUUGACCAAGUUGAGGAAUCAAUCAAGAACUUCGUUGACUGCUUCAAGGGUCUGUUCAACUUUGAAACUCUCAAAAACGAAAUCGAAGCGGCAAAACCUAACGGUGCCUUGGAUGAGGUGUUCAAGAAGUACUGCGCUAAAUCGCCGCAACUGAAGACAUGCAUCCACACACUCACGGAGGGCGUGACCCCGUGCCUGCCUGCCAACAUCCGCGACAACCUCGGCGCUGGCAAGAACGUUAGCGAUCAGCUGAUCGAUUUCGUAUGCUACAAGGAUGGCGACCGUAUUGCUUUGUUCAUCGCUGAAGGAGGCCCCGAGUGUUUCCAGGAGAAGAGCGGAAGUCUCCGCGAAUGCGCCACCAAGGCUAGGGAGGGCAUCACUGGCGUUGAAUCCGUGAAAGCCCUUUCUGUCGAUGAGCAAUGCGCCAAGUUCGACGCUCUCUCCUCUUGCAUCGUCAAAGCUCUUGAGGAAUGCUCCACCCCAACCCCCGGCAACAUGGCUGAAUCACUCUUGAGAUACAUCAGGAAAGGAACUCCAUGCAAGUCAAACUAAGCUCGCCCAUCGUGAAAAGACUGUCAUCUAUAAGUGCCAUUAAAAUUUCGUAAAAAAACAAUAAACGCACAAUUUUUCUUUAA